AUGGGACGAAGGCGCACAUCAGUGAUGAUGUUCGCACUGAUCAUGCUCUUCAUUGGCACAUAUAGAUUUUUCCUCCCGAGUGAAACUGUUGUGUAUCAAAUGGAGGUUGUGCGUAGGAAACCUGACCCCACUAACGCUCCAGCAACGCAACGGGUGAGUAUCGUGGAGGCUGUCUGUACACCUGCAUUAGAAGGAAAUAAUGGGCGUGCGCAGGUCAACGGUGUCAUAUUAUUUCUAACAGGCAAGAAGGAACGCUUAUUCUUUAAGAAAGCGCUUCCACUUCUGGAAGUGAAUUUUCUUUCCCGUUACCCUUACCCUGUGCACGUGUUUCAUGAAAAAAUGCCUCAAGACAGACAAGAGGUGAUUCGGGAUGUGUUGCUUUCAGCGCGUAAUGUGACAUUUGAGGAUGUUUCACAGUUCUGGCGUACACUACCCCACGGUGUGUCUGAGGAGCAGCUUAACGAAUGGAUGAACACACCAGAACAGCGCCGCUAUCACAAGCGUGGGUAUCGCAUUAUGUGUCGAUUUUGGGCUGGAUUGGUAUGGCAGCUGCCUUCGCUAGACUCCUAUGAGUAUUACUGGCGGCUUGAUACGGAUUCCUUUCUUACUCAAGCUGUUCCUUGUGAUGUAUUUCGGCUGAUGCAGGUAAAUCAGUGUGUCUACGGCUAUCGUCGUAUACAUAUUGAUCGUCUCAAGGUCGUGAAGGAUCUCUGGCCUACGUUUAAGAAAUGGGCCAAAACAGCCCUCUCUACUAGUGAGCUUGAGGGUGUGUCACACUUUGCUCUUAAUGGAAGUGAAAGUGAGUAUAAAGGCAUCAUCUACUACAACAAUUUUGAAUUGGGCACGAUGGCGUUAAAACGACACCCGUUGUACACAUCGAUGUUUCGUUUUUUGGAUGAGAAUGAACCUCUU
Messenger RNA from Trypanosoma theileri, 912 nucleotides. RefSeq names its product alpha-1,2-mannosyltransferase. The annotation marks the transcript as partial. Gene Ontology annotation, biological process: cell wall mannoprotein biosynthetic process; protein N-linked glycosylation. Lineage: Eukaryota; Euglenozoa; Kinetoplastea; Trypanosomatida; Trypanosomatidae. The record is from RefSeq and is a predicted model, not a curated record. Gene Ontology annotation, cellular component: Golgi apparatus; membrane. Gene Ontology annotation, molecular function: alpha-1,2-mannosyltransferase activity. The transcript has a single exon.